AUGACAUUUGAACGGACAGAAAGUAAGCUGAUCCUUCGUCACACAAAGGGCCCAACAGUUGAGAUUCUUUGGUAUGGAGCAACUAUUCUUUCAUGGAAGUCUGGGUCCAAAUCGAAUCCAGCGCUUUCCGAGCGCAUCUUCGUAUCAUCGAAAUCACCUCUCGACGGCUCAGAGCCCGUCAGAGGCGGUAUUCCACUCGUCUUCCCUUGCUUCGCGUAUCCAACCCAUCCCGACCAUCAGAAACUUGGUAUACACGGAUUCGCCCGGAACGAAUACUGGAAAUGGGAUGGGAAUAUCACUGACAACGAUUAUGAGAUAUCCGUCAAACUCGCCCUCGAUCCUGUCCCCAGCAUCUGGGCCGUCUACGACAAGUCCUUCCAUCUCGACUACGUUGUCACGCUUUCCGAAUACACCCUCAAGACCGACUUGCACGUCACUAACACAUCUGCCGCACCGUUUGAAUUCCAGGCGCUUUUCCACACCUAUCACGUUUGUCCUACGAAAGACGUGCGAAUCAAACCGCUCAAGGGUCUAACCUAUUACGAUAAGACUGAGCUCAUAGAUGGCAAGCCGACAAAGAGGAUCGAGGACAGGGACACAGUCGACGUAACCAGCUGGACUGACUCUGUCUAUGAGAGCACUUCCGGGACAUAUGAAAUCAGAUGGCCGGGCGGCGGCGUCGAUGUCACUACCAGUAACAUGGACGACCUUGUCAUAUGGAACCCUCAAGCAAUCGCUGGUCGGAAAAUUGCUGCAAUGGAGGAAGGCGGGUGGGACAACUUCGUUUGUGUAGAACCAGGUCUUGCGCUGGCAUUUGAAACUCUUCAACCAGGGAAAAGCUGGGUUGGGAAACAAGAAAUUACCGUAAGAUGA
Guyanagaster necrorhizus is the source of this 873-nucleotide messenger RNA. Its product is annotated as galactose mutarotase-like protein. Gene Ontology annotation, biological process: carbohydrate metabolic process. Gene Ontology annotation, cellular component: cytoplasm. The record is from RefSeq and is a predicted model, not a curated record. The coding region runs from base 1 to 873 and encodes 290 amino acids. The transcript has 4 exons. Gene Ontology annotation, molecular function: carbohydrate binding; glucose-6-phosphate 1-epimerase activity. Lineage: Eukaryota; Fungi; Basidiomycota; Agaricomycetes; Agaricales; Physalacriaceae.